This is a messenger RNA of Lithohypha guttulata, 2760 nucleotides long. RefSeq lists its product as uncharacterized. The record is from RefSeq and is a predicted model, not a curated record. The transcript has 2 exons. Lineage: Eukaryota; Fungi; Ascomycota; Eurotiomycetes; Chaetothyriales; Trichomeriaceae. The coding region runs from base 1 to 2760 and encodes 919 amino acids.
AUGGCAAACGCAACAGGGAAAGACAAUGAGCCUCAGUCCCCCAUCGACAGUAUCCGAGAAAGUAGUCAGGAAGGACCUACAGCCAAUGUAUCAAGAGAUAAGGUGGCAGAUGAGCUCGACACACAGAGAGUGGAGGAAGAGCAAGACUUAUAUGCCUCCUCGUCUGCGCAACGCGAGUUCCGGACGACAGACGAAACACAGUCUUUACAAACUUCCACGCAAUCGUCCCGGCAGAGGCUCACUCCUGGAGAUGUUCGAAGACGACAGCCGAGGAACAACACAGACACUCAACCAUUUGAAGCAUUAAGAAAUCGGCCAACUCGGAUCCCCAGAGCCCGUGAUAACGUGCCCCCACGUCUCGACCGAAAUCUGCGCGGAUCUGUUCCCUACAUCAAAAAGGACACCGGCCUGGGUAAUUGGCAAGCGAAAUUCCACCAUACUUCUUAUCCUCAUGGUUAUGGUCCUAUGGGUGACUUCAUCUUUCCCAGUACAGUCACUGACACACAGCAUCGAUUUGCCACAGAUAUCGAGCACAUAAGAAAGGAAAGAUUCCACUUGCUUCAGGACAAUCAGUUAAUCGUUCCAGCACGACUGACAGGUGUUCUGGCAAAGAUCGUGGAGAAUCCAUACAUGACGACGGAAGAACUCUUGAACGUAUACCUGGAACUUACGGACAGUGAGCCUCCUAUAACAAGCCUUGUGGAUGGUGGCGUCAUGAUUCCUGGCAUGCUAGUAAAGGAUGACGACGACGUAUCUCCGACGCAGCAUGAGGAGAAUACAGCCCAAGCAAUUGACCACAACAAUAACCUUCAGCAGGAAACAGAACCAAAAGAAGUGGACGUUCCAACUAGAAAAGGAGAGCGUCUAGUCGCUAGCUUUGUCAAGGACAUUUUUCGAGUCUUCCAGCUUAAUACCCAGCUUUUCGUUACCAUCAAAAUGGAAGAUCCACAAUUCCCAGACUAUGAGAACGAAUUUAAUGUUACCAUACCACGUUUCGUGUUGCGUACAAACCACCUUGCCAGAAGAGUGAGCAAGGCCACCACUGCGGCAGCUAAAGAGCUACUAGGAUGGAUUGGAUGGAUUCUACACAAACUCAAUCCUUUGCCAUAUGUCAAGAAGCUGAUCAAUGCUCUUGGCGGGUUCUACCACGAGCUGCUCCGUCUGGCUGCUGGAGCUUUCAGAGGUACCGGGGCUAUCAUUCGAGAAUGUCAAAGACUUUGGAUAGACAAGGUACUGCUUCCAGCUCAAGCGACAGCCGAAGCUGCAGGGAGAGGAAGCAAGAAUGCAGCUCUUCAAACCUGGGGAGGAAUCAGGAGUUUAGCUACUCGUGAAAACUUCCCUUGGCUUUUCGCUUGGAUCUGCAUCAAUACCAUGCUGUGGAGAUUCGGUGCGUUCGACGGUUGUCAUUACUGGGACUGGACUGAUUGGGCGAUCUGCGGUGCUCAAGAAGCCAUUUUGACAACAAUUCUUGAGUGGGUGUUGGGGCCUGGACGAUUUCUUGGUAGCAUGUGGCACGGAAUUGGCUUCGCUGCUAACUCAAUCGGUAGCGGCCUCCAGUGGUUUGCAAAGUUCUGCGUCACAUCGGUAAAAGCAGCUUACAGCUCUUUCAUUAUCGCGGUCCUGGCAAGCUGGAACUUCUUAAAGAAUGCCUUCUGGGGCACAAUACACUGGGUCCAACAACUCUGGGCCUGGUUUACAGCACCUGAAGGUCUCUAUCGACGAUUGUUUGCUCUGCUUACUCUUGGACUUGGUAUUUACUUCCGCUCAGAAGCGGCAGAACUUAUCGAGGAGACUGUUAAGGCAUUGAACUGGAAGCAAUGCUCGCUUGCUGCGCUUGGGACCACGCUUGUGGUUGCCAUUGUCCUCGACUAUCCCAUGGAUGGACCAUUCAUCCCUUGGCUAGGUCGAGCACUCACGAAGACAUGGAUCGCAACAGAAGACGCUAUCUUUGCCUUGCAAGCCUUAACACGAAGAAUAAGUUCUGCUUGUGGGGCAGUCAUCUUAGACGGCUGCGACUACAUGGAGGCUGCACUCAUCUACCUCUACAAUGCUGUCAAAGCCAGUAUGCUGUACUUUUGCAAAAGUGUUCGAGAUGCUCUGGUUUGCACAUACAGCACUCUUCGAGAUUAUGCUAUCUACUCCAUCAACAGGAUCCAUGGAUGGCUGAUCUACUUCUUCAACAACAUUGGAGGCAUCGUUAUAACGAUUCUGCACACCAUUCAGUCAGUUAUUACGUGGCCAUUCCGUCAGAUUGCUAUAGUCCUUCCACGCGCAUACCAUGCCCUCAAGCGAGAUCUCACCAAACUUGUUGACAAUCUUGUCCGGACAUUGGUGUCUAUUCGGGAUGCAAUCCUUCGUAUAUUGCGGGCUUCACGUGCAAAGCGUUCGAACAAGCCUGAUGCUAACGCAGGGACAGUCGCAACUGUCCGAGCACCUCGAAGGAACUUCCUCUCAGCGGUUCCUUGGGGAUGGAUAAAAUACCCUGCCUACUGGCUCUUCCUUGUCAGCGCAGUCGCUACAGGUGUCUGGCUCGCCCUGUGGUAUUGUGGAUGGUGCGGGUCAGAUCUCUGCCUCAGCACUGGUCAAGGUCGAGGCAUGAGUGGAUUGCUAGGUCGUAUCGAGGAGGUGCUUGAACAGGUGUUGGGCCGAUACGAGCACGUCAGAAUGAUGCAGCAUGAAGAAGCUAUGGCGAAGUUGGAGGAGAUGGUUAGAGGACUGCAGCCAGCGGAACCUCUUGCUGUCAAGUGGAAGUUGUGGUAG